AAUAGGGCUGCGGCUGCACACAGCCGGGGCUCCGGGGUCCCCGCGCCCCCGCCCGCCUGGCACGGCCGGGGAGCCGCGCCACCGCCAGCAGGGGCCCCGCGCGGCCGCAUCUCCCGCCGCCCGCGCCCAGGGCCGCAGCUUUCGGGUUUCCGCGCCUCCCGCCGCUCCCUGCCCGGGGGAAGCAGACCCUGAGGCGGCGGCGGCGGCGGCGGCCAGGGCCAUGUGGGACCCGCGGGCAGCUAGGAUGGACCCCACAGCUUACGCCCAGCUGCUGAAAGAGUCUGGCAACCAGGUCCUGAAGAACGGCAACUUCUCCCUGGCCAUCAGAAAGUACGACGAAGCCAUCCAGAUCCUCCUACAGUUAUACCAGUGGGGGGUUCCCCCCAGGGAGCUGGCUGUGCUGCUUUGCAACAAAUCCAAUGCAUUUUAUAGCCUUGGGAAAUGGAAUGAGGCCUUUGUGGCAGCCAAGGAAUGUCUCCAGUGGGAUCCAACCUAUGUGAAGGGAUACUACCGAGCUGGUUACGCCUUGCUGCGUUUGCUCCAACCUUACGAAGCAGCUCGCAUGUUUUUCGAGGGUCUGCGACUUCUGCAAGGCACUCCGGACCAGAUUCAGGUUGCUGAUUUCCUUGUGGGAGUCUUCACCACCAUGGGCAGUGACCCCAUUGUUUUGCAAAGUUUCUUGCCCUGUUUUGAUCAUAUUUUUACUACUGGAUUCUCAACACAAGUGUGGCAAUCUGUAAUAGAAAAGUUGGCAAAGAAAGGAUUAUGGCAUUCAUUCCUACUUCUGUCGGCGAGAAAAGACCGGCUACCAAGAAAUAUCCAGGUCCCAGAGUUAUCACUGAAGAGUCUGUUUGAGAAAUACGUCUUCAUGGGACUUUAUGAGAAGAUGGAACAGGUGCCCAAGUUAGUACAGUGGCUGAUCUGCAUUGGUGCAAGUAUUGAGACGAUAGGACCAUACCCUCUCCACGCCCUCAUGAGACUCUGUAUCCAAGCAAAGGAAAACCAUCUUUUUAGGUGGUUAAUGGACCACAAGCCCGAGUGGAAAGGCCGCAUCAACCAGAAGGACGAGGAUGGCUGCACCGUCCUCCACGUCGUCGCCGCGGCCCCCUACCCUGGAUACCUCAUCAAACGACAAACAGAGGAUGUGCAGAUGCUUUUGCGCUUUGGGGCCGACCCUACCCUGCUGGAUAGACAGUCCCGCUCUGCCAUGGAUGUCCUCAAGAGGAAUAAGAACUUCAAGGCCAUUGAGAAAAUCAACAGUCACUUGGCGAAGCUGGCCGCAUGUUCUAAGGACCUAUCAGGACUGAACAAUGGUGAUGGACCUGUUAGUGAGACCGACAUUUUCCGGAAGGCCUCUGAGCAGCUGGUGAAGUACAUGAACUCAGGAAACCGGCUACUGCAUAAAAACUUUCUGAAGCAAGAAGUAGUUCAGAGGUUCUUGCGCCUUCUUUCUUCUCUGCAAGAAAUUCCUCCUGACCUGGUCUGUGACAUUAACCGUGAUUGCGCCAACACCUUCAUCAAGUUUUUACUGGAGAAACAGAAAUGGCCGGAAGUGCUUCUGUUGCUGACCCGCAAAGUAAGUGGGGAGCCACCGCUGGGAGACUGCCUCAUCAAAGGCUGCAACUUCUCAGACCUUGACCUCUGCACUGUCAUCCCCCGCCUCAGCACCUGGGACCCUCGGAGGUUGCAGCUCAUGGGCUGCCUCAUUGACAGUGGAGCCUUGCCUGAGGGUCUCCACGACAGUCAGGAGACACCAAUUGUCACGUGCCUGAAACAUGAAGACUUCGAGCUGGCGUUUCUUCUCUUGACCAAGGGUGCAGACCCCCGCAGAAUCUCCCUCACAGAGGGUGAUACUCCUUUGCAUGCAGCACUCCACAUCUUUUUGGACAUUAAAGCUGACAUCGGUUUUAACUUCCUUAGCCACCUGUUGGAUCUCUUCUGGUCCAACCCCACUGAAUUUUGCUACCUCAACCCCAACAGCCAGGACAGCAACGGGAACACGCUGAUGCAUAUCAUCUUCCAGAAGGGCAUGCUGAAGCGCAUGAAGAAGCUGAUAGACCUGCUGGUGAAGUUCGACAUCAACUUCAACUUGAAGAACAAAGAAGGCAAAGACGCAAGGCACCGGAUCAAGAAGAACGAUGCUCUGCUCUUGGCCUGGAACAAAGCUCUGAUGGAGAGCAAACGGAGGAACCGGCAGGACCCUGCUGCCCACCCAGGGAAGCUCCCGAGGCCCACUGCCCCUGGCCACACAUCUCAGCUCAAGUCCCAGGGUUCAUCCAAGUCACUGCCGUGUAGCAUCCCUGCCAGGGCCCUGCCUGAAGGAGCCGUGGCCCCCGACAGCUGGGAGGCUCUCCCGGAUGUGGAGGAGAUGAGGGAGGAGCCUGUAGCUGUCAGGCCCUGCUCUCUGAGAGACCGCCUGGUACAGGACAUCACGGAUUUAAUUCAGCAGGUUGAAUUGGAUACAUCCCUCCCCGAGGACUGUCCUCAGGACUCUGAGCCUCUUCAGACGGGUGUUGGAACCGAAGUAAAGAAAGAUGAGCUCCAGCGAGCCCUGGGGGCUCAAAGCUCUGACUCAAGUGGGAACCAGCACAGUGUCCUUGAGGCAGGGGGGGCACGUGCGCAGGCAGGCCUCGAGGCCUCACAGCUCAUUCCUGCUGGCCACAGAGGGAGCGAGGGCAGAGAUGAUCUGGACAGCUGGAACACGCAGGAUAUCGAGGCCUGCCUCCAGGACUUCGAGAACAUGACAUGGGAGAUUGAGUGCACCUCAGAAAUGCUGAAAAAGCUGUCUAGUAAGGUCAUGACAAAGGUCAUGAAGAAAAAAAUCAUCCUAGCUAUUCAGCAGCUGGGGAAUGGCGAGUGGACGCAGGGGCUGCAGAAGCGGCUGAAGCACCUGAAGGGAAGCAUCCAGCUCUUCGAGGCCAAGCUGGACAAGGGGGCCCGCAUGCUGUGGGAGCUGGCCAUUGACUUCUCCCCUCGGUGCAGUGAGAACCCGGAGAAGAUCAUCGCUGCCGCAGAGCGGAACCUGCACAGCCCGGAGAAGUCGGGUCGGGUCUACACAGAAAUCAUCCGGAUCUGGGACAUCGUCUUGGACCACUGCAAGCUGUCGGACUCCAUCAGGGCCAUCUGUAGUGCCUACAACCGGGGCCUGUCCUGUGUCCUGCGGAAGAAGCUGAAGGGCAUCCACCAAGGCCAGCUGUCAGCCAACGUGAAGAUCCAAAAGCGCAUACCUCGCUUCUACGUGGAGGACAUGGAGGCUGAGAAGAACCAGGAGCACGUGAACCCGGAGUAUUUCCCUCCAGCCAGCGCCGUGGAGACGGAGUAUAACAUCAUGAAGUUCCACAGCUUCAGUAAUAGCAUGGCCUCCAACAUCCUCAACGACACAACAGCGACGGUGGAGUACCCCUUCAGGGUGGGUGAGCUAGAGUAUGCCGUGAUUGACCUCAACCCCAGGCCGCUGGAGCCCAUCAUCCUCAUUGGGCGGAGUGGCACUGGGAAGACCACCUGCUGCUUGUACAGGCUGUGGAAGAAAUUCCACAGUUACUGGGAGAAGGCUGAGCAGGCAGGAAGCCCGCUGCUGGCCAAGCAGAUAUGGCUGAAGAGAAGGCUGGAAGUGGAGUCCGGAAAGGAAGGUCCCCGUACGGAAGAAGUGGACAAGGAGGAGGAAGUGGAGGAGGAGGAAGAGGAAGGUUCCAUGGAAGUGGAAACAGUGGACAGCAUAGAUGAGGAUCAGGAUAGUGAAGCCUGUGCAGGGGGACCCAGUGGAGAGCCGGGGGAGCCCGGGCAGGCAGCCGAAGUGUGUGCUGCGGAGCAACCCCACCAGCUGGAGCAUUUACAUCAGAUCUUCGUGACCAAGAACCACGUCCUGUGUCAGGAGGUGCAGAGGAAUUUCAUCGAGCUUUCCAAGUCUACCAAGGCCACCAGUCACUACAAACCACUGGAACCCAAUGUCCACAAACUUCAGGACUUAAGGGACGAGAACUUUCCUCUCUUUGUCACUUCCAAGCAGCUGCUUCUCCUGCUUGACGCUUCUCUGCCCAAACCAUUUUUUCUGAGAAAUGAAGAUGGCAGCUUGAAAAGAGCCAUCGUGGGGUGGUCCACACAGGAAGAGUUGACCAUUCCCAACUGGCAGGAGGAUGAGGAGGAAACCGAGGCUGAUGGGGACAAUGGUGAGGAGGAUAAAGCUCCAGAAACACGUAUGUGUGAGAGUGACCCCCGGGUGUAUGUGACAUUUGAGGUAUUUGCCAAUGAAAUAUGGCCAAAAAUGAUCAAAGGGAAAACCUCCUACAACCCCGCGCUGAUUUGGAAAGAAAUAAAAUCUUUUCUGAAGGGGUCUUUUGAGGCCCUCAGUUGCCCCCAGGGGUGGCUCACAGAAGAAGCGUAUAAGAAAUUAGGGAGGAAGCGGUCCCCCAAUUUCAAGGAAGACCGGAGCGAGAUCUACAGUCUCUUCUGCCUGUACCAGCAGAUCAGGUCUCAGAAAGGUUAUUUUGAUGAAGAAGAUGUUCUGUAUAACCUGUCCCGGAGGCUUUCGAAGCUCAAGGUGCUCCCGUGGUCCAUCCAUGAACUCUAUGGCGAUGAGAUUCAGGACUUCACCCAAGCCGAGCUGACACUGCUAAUGAAAUGUAUCAAUGACCCCAAUGCCAUGUUCCUCACGGGAGACACGGCCCAGAGCAUCAUGAAGGGCGUGGCCUUCCGCUUCAGCGACCUGCGCUCUCUGUUCCACUACGCCAGCCGAAACACUGUGGACAAGCAGUGUGCCGUCCGGAAGCCCAAGAAGAUCCACCAGCUGUACCAGAAUUACAGGUCCCAUUCGGGAAUCCUCAAUCUGGCAUCUGGGGUGGUGGAUUUACUUCAGUUUUAUUUCCCGGAAUCUUUUGAUCGCCUCCCCAGGGAUUCUGGCCUCUUUGAUGGUCCCAAACCAACAGUCCUGGAGUCUUGCAGUGUUAGUGACUUGGCAAUUUUGCUACGAGGGAACAAAAGGAAAACCCAGCCUAUUGAAUUCGGAGCCCACCAGGUAAUCCUUGUAGCUAAUGAAAUGGCAAAAGAGAAAAUUCCAGAAGAGCUGGGGUUAGCCCUUGUGCUAACCGUGUAUGAAGCAAAAGGUUUAGAAUUUGACGAUGUCCUCCUUUACAACUUUUUCACUGACUCUGAGGCUUACAAGGAGUGGAAGAUCAUUUCUUCUUUUACGCCUUCAUCAUCUGACCCCAGACAGGAAAACCGACCACUGAUUGAAGUGCCCUUGGAUAAACCCAGCUCCUCCCAGGGUCGGUCUCUCAUGGUGAAUCCAGAAAUGUACAAGCUCCUCAAUGGAGAGCUGAAGCAGCUAUACACUGCUAUUACACGGGCCCGGGUUAACCUCUGGAUCUUUGAUGAAAACCCAGAGAAGCGGGCUCCCGCUUUCAAAUAUUUCAUGAGAAGAAAUUUUGUCCAAGUUGUAAAGACAGAUGAAAAUAAAGACUUGGAUGACAGCAUGUUUGUUAAGACAUCCACACCUGAGGAGUGGAUCGCGCAAGGAGAGUAUUAUGCUAAGCACCAGUGCUGGAAGGUCGCAGCCAAGUGUUACCAAAAAGGAGGUGCAUUUGAGAAGGAGAAGCUGGCGCUGGCCCACAACACUGCCCUGAACAUGAAAUCCAAGAAAGUCAGCCCCAAGGAGAAGCAGGUGGAAUACUUGGAACUGGCCAAGACCUAUCUGGAAUGCAAGGAGCCAAAGCUGUCUCUUAAGUGCCUGAGCUACGCCAAGGAGUUCCAGCUGUCCGCCCAGCUGUGUGAGAGGCUGGGGAAGAUAAGAGAUGCUGCCUGCUUCUAUAAGCGAAGCCAGUGCUACAAAGAUGCUUUCAGAUGCUUUGAGCAGAUUCAGGAAUUCGAUCUAGCACUUAAAAUGUACUGCCAAGAGGAGCUCUUUGAAGAAGCUGCUAUCGCAGUGGAAAAGUAUGAAGAAAUGCUAAGGGCCAAGACCCUUCCCAUAUCCAAGCUGUCUUAUUCUGCCAGUCAGUUUUACCUGGAAGCGGCAGCAAAGUACCUGAGUGCAAAUAAGAUCAAGGAGAUGAUGGCUGUCCUCUCGAAGCUAGACACAGAAGACCAGCUGGUGUUCCUGAAGUCUCGCGGACGGCUGGCAGAAGCUGCAGACCUGCUGAACAGGGAGGGUCGGAGAGAAGAGGCUGCCUUGCUGAUGAAACAACAUGGCUGCCUGUUGGAGGCCGCCAGGCUCACUGCCGACAAGGACUUCCAGGCCUCCUGUCUGCUGGGGGCUGCCCGCCUCAAUGUGGCCAGGGAUUCAGAUGUAGAGCACACCAAGGCCAUUCUGAGAGAAGCCCUUGACCUCUGCUAUCAAACCAAUCAGUUGUCUGGCAUCGCUGAGGCCCAGUUCCUCCAGGGUGUAAUCCUGAGAGACUUUCAAAAGCUCAAGGAUGCCUUCUUCAAGUUUGACACACUCAAUCACUCAGCUGGAGUGGUAGAGGCGCUCUACGAAGCUGCCAGCCAGUGUGAGGCCGAGGCUGAGAAGGUCCUGGCCCUGGCUCCGGGAGGCCUAGAAGUCCUCCUCAAUCUUGUCAGGGCCCUCAAAAGAGUGACCAACAACGCCGAGAAGGAGAUGGUCAAGUCUUGCUUUGAGUUUUUUGGAAUUUCUCAGGUGGAUGCCAAGUAUUGCCAGAUAGCUCAGAACGACCCUGGACCCAUAUUAAAAAUAAUUUUUGACCUGGAUUUGAACUUGAGGGAAAAGAAAACUAAAGACUAUUUCUUGAUAAUGACUGACCAAGUGAAAUUAGCCCUCAACAAACACCUUUUGGGCAGGCUGUGUCAGAUCACACAGAGCCUGCUUGGGAAGACCUACCCAGGGGUCUGCAUGAGGUUUAUUGUAGGCUUGAAAUGUGAAGAUGAAAACUGUAAAGAUUUCCACAGGCCUCUGCGGCGUUGUGAGGCCAAGUGUUUGGUUCAGUCAAAAAUGCACCUGGUGGCCAUCAGUGGGUUGUUUUUGGAAGCCAAAAAAGUCUUCCCUAAAAUCUUAGCAGAAGAACUUGAAGAAAUUAGUUAUAUUUUGCCUACAGAUAUGUAUGGCCUUUGUAAAUCCUUCCUGAAUGUCCUCUUCCCUAAGCAUUUCCAUCAGAGAGUAUUGUCAGAAAACCCUAUGGCGUGCAAAGAAAUCCUCAAACCAAAUUACAAAUCCUUUCGGUCCUGCAGAUCUGCUCUGAAAGAGUACAUCCAUUUCCUGUUUCAAAACGAAAGGGCACGAAGCCGCCGGGAGUCCACAGACUUGUGGCUGAGUGCCAUGCAGGCUUUCCUUGUCUCCUCCAACUAUCCAGAGGAGUUUGAAAAGCUUCUCCACCAGGAGGAGGACAACUACAACAGGGAACUCAAAGCUCUAGAGGCUGAAAAAGAGGAAAGGGGCAGGGGGAGAGGCAGCAAGAUGAAGGGAAUAGAAGGAAAAUUCGGCAUGUUGGCACCCAACAAGGACGAUGAGAAUACUGAGAAGACCCACCUUUGCUUCAUUCGGCUGCUGGAGAACUGCAUUGACCAGUUCUAUGUAUACAGGAACCCAGAAGACUACAAGAGGCUCUUUUUCCGCUUCAUGAAUGUCCUGGUCAAGAGGUGCAAAGAACCGCUCAUCCCCAGCAUCGGGAACACGGUGGCCCUGUUGGAGUUCCAAUUUGUCCACUGUGCGGUGGUCCUGGCCCGCCUCUGGAAGAAUGCCAUCCUGUGCCUCCCCAAGAGCUACAUUGCGCUCUUGCACUACUGGGAGUUCCUGUUCAGCAAGAAGGAAAGGGAGCUCGGGGACGUGUUCUCCAUCAUUCAAGAAUACAAACCCAAGGAUGUGACAAGAGCCAUUCAGGAUUUCCGGUUCCACCUCUCCUACCUCGUCAAGGUGCUCUGUGGCUAUGAGAAUGUGAACUUCAAUGUCUUGCUCGAUGCCUUUGGUGAGAUAGACUAUGUGGUGUCUGGAGAGGCAGAGCGGACCCUGGUGCUGUGCCUGGUGAUGCUGGUGAAUGCCGAGGAGCUUCUGCAGCCGUACUGCAAACGUCUUCUGUACCGCCACUUCCAGGAGAUCCAGACGAGGCUGCAGCUGAUGAGCAUGGACCGCCCGGACCAGGUUCCUGAGAGGCUCCUGAAGGUGGUCAAGCGGGUGCUAACGGCGGUCAACGUGAAGUCUGUGGCUGAGGCACUGCAGGACCUGCUCUCUGAACGGGACGAAGAGUAUCUCAUGGACUGCCACUGGCGGUGGGACAGCGUGCAUGCCAAGGGGUCCGUGGUACGCGGCCUCUAUCACGAGGAGGUGAAACUGAGCCGCCUGCUCUGUGUGGACUCCGUGGACUACUUUGCUGAGCCAGAGUGUGAGUUCGGUCAGGAUGAGACGGAUGAGCUGGCCUCGGAAGACCGGGACCGCCUCCUUGCUGCCAUCCUUUCCCAGAAGCAACGGAAGGCUUCCAUCCAGAGGAAGCUGAGGAGGGCCUGCCUGGUGGUGUCCCUGUGCAUCAGCUGGAGGAGAAGGGUGAGUGCACAGGCCGAGUGCUUCCGGGAGGAGACCAGGGAGCCUGGGGCCGGGAACUUCAAGAAGGCCGACGUCGACAGGACCCAGUGCGACCUGUGUGGGGUGAAGUUCACCCGAGGUCCGGACAACUAUUUCAGCCCUGGGAAGGCAUUUGAGGGAGAGGCUUCAGAGGUGGUGGCCAUUUCCGGGGCCGAGCUGGGAGACCCAGAGGGUCGGGAGAGGAAUAGUGAGUCUUAUGAGCAGCACAUCCACCUAGAAGGUCAUCAGAGGCAGCAGGUGGCCUACCAGAAGUAUUCCGAAUUUUUCCGGGAGAAGGUGGACCCGGCCAUUGUUGAAGGCAAGCUGGUGGUACAGGACAUUGAGCAGAGCAUGUGGAUCCGCAGUCACUUGGGCUCCAAAGAGCACAGUCACAUGCUGCAGAGGAAGGUCCAGGAGAACAUCAAGAAGGUUUCUGAUACGGUGGAGGACCUCUACAGGCGCAAGGCCUGGGCUGGCGCAGAGGAAGUGAUGGCUCGGCUGGUCAAUGUUCUGAUCCCUUCAGUCAGGGAUGCACGGGAGUGGCUGAUGAAGACAGAACUCCGCUUAAAGGAGGAAGGUAUUGUUCAGGAAGAUGAUUAUGAAAAUGAAGUGGAAGACUUUGGUGAGCUCCGUCCUCGAAGGCGACCGCGGAAAUGUGGAAAGCAGAGAAAAUACUAACGUCUGCACAGUUGCUGCCUCUUAAGCCUUCAGAACAUUCCAUCUUGACUUAGAAUUCUGAGUGCUGGGGCAGAUGAGAAAAGGAAUGUAAAUUAGUUUAAAAAAGUAGGGGAGUCUAGCAACACUUUUGAUUUUUUGUUCUCGUUAUUUCUCUCACUGGUGGCUUUGAUCUGAUCACUCUCUCUCCUGUAAGUCUAGCAGUGUUCUCCCUAGAAUUUGUUCAGAUGAGAGGAGUCAUAGUGGAAAUCACCUUGGGAUGCCUCACCCCAAAGUUCUGAGGUUCUCUGGUGCAUCACCAUUGUGAUGUGAGUCAUCAGCAAGGGACACCCCUCACCUCAGAGUUGGCGCUGCUCUGGGCUGGGAGAUCCCUCCUCGGAUUCCCUCAUCUCCUUUCACACAGCUGCAGCGUCAAGUAGUUUAAGAGCUGCGUGUGCCCAGGGUCCCUGUGGGCCCAACGCUGGCCACUUGUGACCCCUGCCACACCCUCUGGUCAUCUGUGAACCUACUUGUAGCAAGAGCAAGGUCCCUUCUGUUAUGUGUAUUAGCCCCUUCUGUCUGUGCGUCUUUUCUGCCCUCCUUCUCCCCAUUUUUUGGUGAUAAUUUUCAGCUCCCUGUGCAAGUCACGGUUAGACUACCUCAGAAUGUAGUCCAGAGCUCCUCCUGCAUCCUGUGGGCGGGAGCCUCGGGACUUCUGCCCUAGGAGGCAAGCCUGGGGAAUGUUGUGGGGGUUGGGGGGGGGUUCCCAGCCUGCCUCUCCAAGGUGGUCCUAACUCUGCCUUGGCUAUGGUGCAGACAUUCCAAAAUGUGUUUGUAUGUGGCCCUAUGUGUGUCUCUUUUUCUUGACUGAAGGAGGCUACUGCUUCAGCCCCAGCCCCCACUGAGCCAGCGGCCAUCAGUGUGGUCCCAUUCUUGAGGCCUUUAUGCUGCUCCUGGUUACUGCCACCCCCUCCCCUGCCCCCCAGCUCAGCCUGCUGGGACAGCUUGGGUUAUGUUGGUCCUUCAUUGCUCUGUCUGCACAAUGGAGCCAACCUUCUCCCCAUAUUGCUGCUGCUUUUGCUGCUUAUUGUUUUCCCUUUAUUGUCUUUCUAAAUGACUCUAUUUCCUUGUUUCUAAUUUUUAUUAGGUUAUGUUUCUAAUUUUUAUUCCGGGUGUUUUUUAUAAACUUCACUUGCCAGAAAAAAAAGGAAAAAACCCCAAUCAACUCUUACUGUAUUAUCACAUUUUUAUAAAGUUAAAUUGUUUCUCUUA
This is a messenger RNA of Lutra lutra (Eurasian river otter), 10423 nucleotides long. It is a transcript of the gene TRANK1, whose product is annotated as tetratricopeptide repeat and ankyrin repeat containing 1. The coding region runs from base 221 to 9175 and encodes 2984 amino acids. The record is from RefSeq and is a predicted model, not a curated record. NCBI's taxonomy places the organism in Eukaryota, Metazoa, Chordata, Mammalia, Carnivora, Mustelidae. The transcript is spliced from 24 exons. Gene Ontology annotation, molecular function: protein binding.